Phragmites australis (common reed) is the source of this 1896-nucleotide messenger RNA. RefSeq lists its product as uncharacterized. The record is from RefSeq and is a predicted model, not a curated record. Bases 1 to 1896 code for a protein of 631 amino acids. The transcript is spliced from 3 exons. NCBI's taxonomy places the organism in Eukaryota, Viridiplantae, Streptophyta, Magnoliopsida, Poales, Poaceae.
AUGCACUCUGUGCUGAACCGCAUCGAUGACCUGCGCCGGGCGGGGCUGACUUCGCUGAUGGUGGUCGCCGAUUACCUGCGCCGUCGUCUGGCCCCUCUGCGGGAGCGUGCCCGCUUCGCCUGGAUGUACACCGGCUCGGGCAACCUAACGAGGACCUACAUCAGCCCGAACGUGGACCUCGAUGAGGGGGCCCUGGCGGCCCUGCUGAAUGUGGUGACCGGCGUCGACGAUCUUGCCCUGGCGGUCCUGCCCCGAGAGGAGCUGGCGCUUUACGCCGACCCUGGCCGGGCGGCACUACAGGCGUCCUUGAUGGAAUUCGACGCCCAAGGGAUGGUGGACCAUCCGGGGCGCCGGAACCCCGGGACCAUACACAUCCAUGGGGUGGAUGACAACAGAGGGCGGAGCGCCGCCGCCAAAGGCAGCAGGCCAACGGCCCGAGGAGACAAGGGGAAGCGUCACCUGGCAUACGUCCCCCAGCUGUCUUCAUCUUUGUCGCCGUCACCUCCGCGACAACGGCCGACGGCAGGCAAUGCGACGGAGGGCGGCCGAGGCGGCCAAUCUUCGGGAGAGGACUCCGGGACAGAGGCUGGAUAUAGGGCGCGGCAACCUGAGGGCCAGAGCCUGGCUGGCGGCACAACGGCUGGCGGCCGGACCGACCAGCCUUCGGAGGCAGGCUCCGGGGCAGGCCCUGGGGCGGCCGCUAGGGCCGAACCACAACGGCCCGAGGGCCAGAGCCCUCCCCCAAAAAGGAGGAAGGCAGAGCCCGGGCCGAAGCCACAGAGCCCCGAUUUCUGGAUCCCGGAGUCUCGGUGGCGGUACCACAGGCCCAAAACCACGCCACCCAAGGACUCCGCAGGAGGCCAGAACCAGCCGGAGCAGCCGAGGCCAGCCCCUGUCCCUGGGCCGAGCGCACCGGCGGACCCCGAGCCGAGGGCUCCGGCCAGCUCUGAGCCGAGGGCCCUGGCCGGUCCCGAGCAGCGAGCGCCGACCGCACCUGCCCCGAGCCCUCCGAGGAAGGAGCAAACAGCUGCCGGGGAGGUGGUCGCGACAAGGGCGGUGUCGACACGGUCGCUGUCAGGGUCCCCGAGCGCCUUUGCAGAGAGGGCUCGCAGGGGACCCAUCCCCCAGCCGCCUUCUGGCCAGGCCCCAGAACCCCUCCCCGAGGUGUUGGGAAGCGCACGGGAGGUCAUCGGGCGGCUUGAAGUGGUCGUGGUGGUAGAGCGGUUCGAGCUUGACAAAGAGCGCGCCACCCUAGUCGAUGAGAGGGGCCGGCUAGAGGAGGCCCGGAAGUUGCUGGAGACCCGCAUCGUCUCGGCCCGCGUGACCCACAAGAAAUCCAUGCUCGAGGUGGCCAAGGAGCGGGAGGCGCUGGAGGAGACCCGCAACGAGGUGGUCUCUCGGGAGGAGGCGGCCAGCAGAAGGGAGGAAGCCGUGCGGUCUGCCCAGGCGGACUUGGCCCGCCAGAACGACGAGCUCGAGCACGGCCACGCCGACGUCUUCCGCCGGGAGGAGCAGGUCGCGCUGCACGAGACCAACGUCGAAAUAACGGCGCUGGCACUUGACGCCCGGGAGGAGCAGAUCGUGCGGCGCGAGGCGGAUGCCGCCUCGGCAUCGUCAACACUCACCGCCCGGGAGGAGCUGGUCGCCAAGUGGGAGGCCGACUUGGCUGCCCGAGAGCAGGCCGUCAAGACCCGGGCCGAGCAGCUGGAGCGAGCUCAGACCGAGGCGGCUGCCCAACGCCGGGAGAUCCCGACCGCGAGGGGCGUCCCUACCAGCGCCGCCGAUGGCGCCAGCCUCGAGGACCGGCUGAAGAACGCAGAGGGCGAGCUCGAGACCGUCCUCGCCGAGCGGACUAACGUGAAGCUGAUGAUGCAGGACAUCCUUCAACAGGCAUGA